Messenger RNA from Entamoeba histolytica HM-1:IMSS, 609 nucleotides. RefSeq lists its product as uncharacterized. The record is from RefSeq and is a predicted model, not a curated record. NCBI's taxonomy places the organism in Eukaryota, Evosea, Mastigamoebida, Endamoebidae. The transcript has a single exon. Gene Ontology annotation, biological process: protein folding. The coding region runs from base 1 to 609 and encodes 202 amino acids.
AUGUUACAAAGAAUACAUAAUACAGAUACUAUUCUAGACAACUGUAAUACUGUGAUAAGAUUAACACAGGAAAUUAAGAAUAACCUUAAUCCAAAACAAGAAAUACACAUAGAAAUUCCACAAUCUCCUAAUAAUAACAUUUAUUCCUCAAAAGGUUUUGAAACGCCUUCUACUAUGACAUAUCAACAAGAUAGUUUCCAGAGUCUAAUACACAAUAGAAGUGAUACUUCUAUUCAAAAUGAGUCUAAAGUUGAAGAUUUAAAAACUGAACCAGUGUAUAAGUUAUACAUUUCUAUUGAAGAAGCAAUGAAUGGAUGUCAUAAAUUAGUACCAUUAUAUGACUCUGAAGGCAAUGAGGAAAUUAUUAUUGUUGAUUUAUGUCCAGGAGUUAACGAUAGAGAAACAUUUAAUUGGGGUGAAAAAACAGUUGAAGUACGUUAUAUUAAACAUCCUUAUUUAUCAAGAAGAGGUAAUGAUUUGAUUAUUGACAAAAAAGCACUUUUAAAAGGAGUUCAACAUCCAAGAAGUAAUAGAACAUUUAACGAAAAAGAUGAAGAACAAUUAAAAAGUCUUAGAGGUUUUCAAAAUGGAACAGUAAUAAUUGAAUAA